AAACACCUAAUAAUAUCCAGAUCAACAGGAUUUGUUCGUUUCAGUCGAUCAAAGUCCAUGGACCUUCUGAUAUCCGUAACUCAUGUUGAGCGUGACCAUGCAACGGUGUUGUUUAUUUUGGUUUGCGUGUGAAGUUAUACAUAAUGAAAGAGUAAACGUGAUUAUGUCUGGUCAUCGUUAGACGGGCAUAAACGUUGGUGAAAAGAAAACCUGUUUACAUCAUUGAUUAUACUUGGUACAGCCGCAGGCUUUCAUCGGGAUCUGACUGACUUGAAAAGUUUAUAACGAAGAAGAAUUGGCCCAUGUGGUUUGCUACUUUCAAAAACGUCUCACCGAUGAUUUCUAAUGUCGAAUUAAGUGGGAGGAAACGAUACAAGCUAAAAGUACACUCGAAGCGUCAGUUCUACUAGGUACGUAUAGUUCGCUGGUUGUUCGUCACAGUCUGUCCGUUCUACAUACAACAAGUUCACUGCAUUCGAAAACUUGGAUCAACUCACAAAUAUGUGGAAAUUCACGUUACUGUUAUUGCUGUUGAUCUAUGGAGCUGCAAGGUACUGGAGUAACUCAGAAAAUCCCAAAGCACCAGCAGUGCCUGACGACCAGUACUGGGGGACAAGAGAAUCUCACUCGGAAGACAAAACUAUUCGGCCAUUCAAAAUUGAUGUCAAACAAGAGGUUAUCGAUGACCUUAAGAUGCGCCUUAGCAGAACCCAAUCUUUGAGAAAGCCACUCGAAGACAUUGGAUGGAUUUACGGCGUAGACAGCGAGCACCUACAAACCGUACUGGAGUACUGGAGGACAAAGUACGACUGGACCAAACGUCAAAGCCUCCUUAACAAUUAUUCGCAGUUCGAGACCAGCAUUCAAGGCUUGGACAUCCACUUCUACCAUGUGAAGCCCAGAAUCAUCGAGGACAGUUCUAUCAGAGUUCUCCCUCUGCUGCUGGUCCACGGCUGGCCCGGAUCCAUCGUUGAAUUUCAAAGGAUCAUCCCUCUUCUCACGAUACCACGUGAUGAUCGGGAUUUCAUCUUUGAGCUUAUCAUACCAUCGUUGCCAGGUUACGGGUUUUCGGACCCAGCAGCUCGCCCUGGUUUAGGCUCCACUCAGGUAUCGCAAAAAUUGAAGAGAAUAUAUGUGUAUGAGCAGACGAGUCAACGUCUGAAUAAAUGGGUGAAUUUUGGAAAUUAUAUUCGUUGUAUAAUGGCUGUUGAUGGUUUGUUUCAUUCGAAAGCAUGUAGAUCAAACUUGACUCUCAUAUUUUUCUUAUCACAAUCAACUGAUAGGAAGCAUCGUUAUUGA
Neodiprion fabricii is the source of this 1299-nucleotide messenger RNA. RefSeq names its product juvenile hormone epoxide hydrolase 2-like. Lineage: Eukaryota; Metazoa; Arthropoda; Insecta; Hymenoptera; Diprionidae. The coding region runs from base 502 to 1299 and encodes 265 amino acids. Gene Ontology annotation, molecular function: epoxide hydrolase activity. Gene Ontology annotation, biological process: epoxide metabolic process. The record is from RefSeq and is a predicted model, not a curated record. The transcript is spliced from 4 exons.